Messenger RNA from Plasmodium relictum, 3186 nucleotides. RefSeq names its product perforin-like protein 2, putative (gene PLP2). Bases 1 to 3186 code for a protein of 1061 amino acids. Gene Ontology annotation, cellular component: membrane. The transcript has a single exon. The record is from RefSeq and is a predicted model, not a curated record. Gene Ontology annotation, molecular function: wide pore channel activity. NCBI's taxonomy places the organism in Eukaryota, Apicomplexa, Aconoidasida, Haemosporida, Plasmodiidae.
AUGAAAAAACUCAUAGAAUUUUUUUUUUCUCACCUACUUUUACUACAUUUUUUUAUAAAAAAUAUAAAUUGUGAAACAAAUAGUAAUUUACUUAAUUAUCAAAAAGAUGUCAUAAAUGUAACUCCAGAAAAUUUUAUUUCUUCGAAUAUUAUAGACGAAGAAAAUUCAUAUAUAAUAGAUUUAAAUUCGGUUGAUAAAAGUAAAAGAUUAGGAAACAAUUACAGUAAAUUAUUAAAUAAUGCAUUUUACGGUUAUGGUAACAAUGACUCUUUAAAAGAUGCACAUGGAAAAGAUAAAAAUAACAAUAAAAAAGUAAAAUUACAUGAAGAUAGAUAUUUAGAAAAAAGUAGAAAAAUUGGUUCUAGUUUUAUGCUUAUAAAUAGGCAUAACAUAGUGAAUAAUUUUACAGAGAAGAAUGAGAAUGAAAAUUAUGAUAAAUUAUGCAAUAAAGAAAUAAUGAGAGAAAAUUGUAGAACAACAAAAAAUCAAAAAGUUUAUAUGAAAGAAUUGAAAGAGAAAAAUAAUAGUAAAAUGAUGAACAAUUUAAUACAAAAUCAACAAUCUACUAAUGUUAUGUACAAAAAAAUCUCAAAUAAAAAAAAAAAAACUCAACCUAUAAUAUAUAAAUAUUCAGGCUAUAAUUCUUACAUAGGGCAUAAAAGUGCUAAUCCCAAUUUUAAAAAAGCUCAAAAACAAAAGGAAAAGAACAUUUCAUUACACGAAGAUUUUACAAUAAGUAAUAAAAAUAGAAUUAAAGGACUGAAAGAUGUAGGGGAAAAAUUGGAUUUAAUAUCUUUAGAUAAAUUUGUCAAUGAUUAUACAGACACUAAUUUUUUCGAAAAAGAAAAGUAUGUUAAACUAGAAUACCCACUAAAUAAAAAAACAAAAAAAAAAAGAAAUAGAUAUGCUAAUAUGUAUAUAAAUCAAAUAAACAAUAAAAAGGAUAAAAAACCCGCAUUUAACAAUAACAAUAUAAAUUCUAUAAAAUUUAUUGAUAAUGAAUACAAUAAUGCAAAAGAAAACAGAGAUAAUGAAAAUAAUCUGAUAGAUGAUUCUGAUCUAUUGGGAAUACUGAAAGAUGGAUAUAAACCUGACGAAGUUUCAAACACACAAAAAAAAGAUGAAGACCAUAAAAGGAAAAAGAAAAUGAAAAAAGAAAAUUAUGAAGAUUUUGAUUUAAGAGAUGCUAUAAUUGACGACAUAGAUAAUAAAGGCAAAAAAUCAUCUGGAAAUAUAAAAAUAAACGAACAUGAUAAUAACAAGAAAAAAACUGAUAUGAAUGAUGAUAUGUAUUCUAAUGAAAAAUUAAAUAAUUCAGAAGCACAUUUAUCCUUAAAAUAUCUUGGAUUAGGUUAUGAUAUAAUUAUGGGAAAUCCAGAGGGGGAUCCUACUUUAAAUAUCGAUCCAGGAUUCAGAGGACCAGUUCUUCAAAUUAACCUUGAAGAAAUAAGUUUAAAUAAUAAUAAUAAUAAUAAUGGUAUUAAUAAUAUUAAGAAUGGUAAUCAUAAGAAUAAUAAAAGAUCAACUCCUUGGGUAAUUCCUGAGCAUUCUUGUAGUCAAUCAAAAAAUGUAGAAGAAAUAAGAAAUUUAGAGCAAUAUAAAUUAGAAUUAUCGUCAGAUGUUAAAAUAAGUACAGCACCAAUUUUCCCAUAUUCUUUUUCUGCAUCAGUAGAAUUUAAGAAUGCACUAAAAAAAUUAAAAGUACAAAAUAAUGUAAUAUUUAUGAUGAAAAUUUAUUGUUUAAGAUAUUAUACUGGAAUACCAAUUACAACAUUAUGGAAAUUUACAGAUCACUUUAAAAGGGCAUUGAACAAUUUACCUCGUACAUUUGAUGGGUUAAAAGAAGGUAGUUUAUGCACAUAUGAAGAUUACAUAAAUAAAUUAAAUACUCCUGAAUGUGAAGAAAAUGUAAAUAAGUGGAUAAUUUUCUUUAAGCUUCAUGGUACUCAUGUGGCUCAUGAAAUAUACUUAGGGGGGAAAAUUAUAUUAAAAAUGAAUAUAGAUAAAAAUGAAUAUAAUAAAAUGAAAGAAAACAAUUUAAGUAUGAAACCGUUCUUUAAUUUUUACUUUCAUAAAAUGGGAUUAUCUGCGAGUUUCAGUAAACAAACUAAAAGCAUAUUAACAAAAUUUCAAAUAUCAAAAAAUAUAUCCAUUCUUGGUGGUAAUCCUGGUUUGGAUGUAGAAAAUUCUUCCUUUUUUGAAAGAUGGGUUAAUUCCAUUGGUAAAAAUUCAAUGCCCAUUAGAACAAAACUAUUACCAUUUAGUUUUUUUAUGAAAGACCCUAAUAUGAUACAGGCAUAUAAAGAUGCAUUAACCUUUUAUGGCCUAUCUUAUGGGGUUAGAAUAAUUGAUCAGGAAAAAUAUAAUAAUGCCGUACUGUCUAUUGGAGAAUAUCUUGGAAAUUGUAAACAAGUGUUAUAUGCUGGUCCUUCUCCGGGUUUAUUAACAUGUCCAAUAGGAGGUAGUAUUGUGAUGGGAUUUUCCUUAAAUUUAGACUUUUAUAAAAAUAAAAAAUUAAGCAGUACUAUUGGUAUAACUACUUGUGAUCAAAUGAAAGAAUCAUGUAGUGGAAAUGGAUUUGAAAAUAAUUAUUCAGAUACAAGAAUAUGGGCUUUAUGUUCUAAUCAUCCACUAGAAUUUAUUAAGCAAGUAGUUCAACAAGGUGAAUCUCCUAAAGUGACAGCAACUUGCCCAAAGGGCUUAGUUAUUUUAUUUGGCUUUGCUCUAAUGAAAGGUAUGGGGUCCUCUUCUGCUAAUAAUGUAGAUAUAUAUCCUUGUCGUACUGGCCAAAUCAGUUGUUCAGCUGUUUUACAAAAAAGCAAAUUUAAGCAAAGCAUGGUAUACAUUGCUUGUGUUGACAGAACAACGAGUGGAUUAAAAUAUAUACAAACAUUUAGUAAAAUAAAAAAUAUGGGAUCUGUCGUUCCAAGCAAAUUUAAAGCAGAUGGAUUUCUCAAAUUUUCCUGUCCAAAAAAUAAUUCAUUAGUAUUUGGUUUUUCUUUAGAGUUUCAUACUAAUUUUCCUAUUACUAGAAAUAAUUUUUUGCAUUGCUCAAAGUUUAAUAAUGGGUGCGAAAUAGGAGGAAUAGGAAUCAAUACAAGGUUACCAUUUUUCAGAUCAGAUGAGCACUCAUUAGCUACAAUAGCUGUUUGUCGUUCACAUGAAGAAAACAAAACAUAUAAAUAA